This is a messenger RNA of Mycotypha africana, 1703 nucleotides long. RefSeq lists its product as uncharacterized. NCBI's taxonomy places the organism in Eukaryota, Fungi, Mucoromycota, Mucoromycetes, Mucorales, Mycotyphaceae. The record is from RefSeq and is a predicted model, not a curated record. The coding region runs from base 227 to 1573 and encodes 448 amino acids. The transcript has a single exon.
GACUUUUUUUUUGUUUUUAUUUGUUUUUUUGAUUUUUUAUUUUCUGUCUAUAUUGAACUCCUAAAUAACUGUUCGUGUACACAUAAAUAUCUCACUGUCUUAUCUGAUCAAUUGAUUGGGGCGCAUAAUACACGUUAUAUCUUACAUAUUUAUUUUAUCUCGAACUUUAAGCUCUACAUUACAUAUUAUUUACACAUAAUUCAAUCAACAAACGAUAUACAGCAAAAUGGAUUAUGAAUCAGAUUCUAGCGACUUUCACUUCCCUAAUGACACGGGCUUACCAAAACUAUCAUCACCCUUAUCAUCCAAAGUUCCCGAAUCUCGUGAUUGGGCAUUGGAUGAAUUUUUAAUCACACUCCAACAAGCUAAUAAUAAACCAUGUCCUGAAACUGAAAUAGAAAACAUGCUAAGUUUCAAACAGUAUAUUCCAGUCAUAGAAGAUGAUGAUGAUGAUGAUGAUGACCAACAGGAUGAUAUGGAGGACAUGUUACUGUUACCAAUGGAAAAGGACGUAUUGACGGACUACAAUUAUGGUCCUCCAAAGUUGACCUUACCUACUUUUGAGGAAAAGGACUUUCUAGCACAACUUUCUCAACACUUCUUAACGUUGGAACGUAUGGAAUUGCACGAGAUUUUGAAAGGUGGCUUCACUUUGAUACAGAAUGACAUUCAAUCCAAUCAGAACGGCAGUCAUCAUCAUCUCUUCCGUCAACAACAACAACAACAACAGCAGCAGCAGCAGCAACGUCAUGUUCACCCUUUCACAGCUAUUUCCAAUACUGCCCCCACAACAGCAACCAUGCAUACUAGCGUGACUACAUCAACAACAGCAGCAGUACCGCCACCGGGUCUAAGCUGGUUUGAUGAAGCUAUUAAUUUUGGUCGUCAUGAGAUUGGAAAUCUUGAUACCAUCGAGAUGCCUCGACGUCGAAGAGAUACCUUCAGUCCUUUCCCAAUGACUGAUCGUAACUCUACUAUUGGUACAUUCACCACAGCUAAAACUCAAUUACAUGAUCAUCUUGAUCGGGAUGAAAAUGCUACAUCUGCUACUUUUGGUUCCGAGCAGCAGCAAACAAAGUUUACGACACUUGUACCACCUAAUAAUGAUACUGUCACUACUACCAUUACUACUCAAGAAGGACAAAAGCCGUUGCUGGUACCGAAAGAACAGAAUUCAACUUUGAAGCAACCACAACAAACAAAACAAGCUGUUGCAGCAACUGCAGAAGGCAAGAUUAUAUGCGAGGCAUUCAGGGGAAACAGCACAAUCACAAUGCAGAAGAAACCAGGGCUAAAAAAGAAACUUCUUGAACCUUUCAAUAUCAGCAGAAAGAAGAAGAAAAAUAAUAAGAAACAAGCUAUUACAGCCACCACUACCGCCACUACAUCAUUAUCGCACCCAUUGUCAUCACAGCCUUCGGCUACGAUGACAACGCCCACUUCAACUCAAUUAUUCUCUUCGGAAAAGCCUAAAACACCAAAUGCUUCUAGUAACACGACGUUUUUGCAGAGCACAAAGAAAUUCAUACGUAAACUUAUCAUUUCGAAAAAGACAACUGUUUCAUCAUUAUAACGGAAUUCCAUUUCAGGUUAUACCACUUUUCGGUAGCUUGUAGCAUUUUUUAGCAUAUCACAAUUAUCAUAUUUCUCGGCAUAUCCCCUUUUAUAUCGACAUUUUGGCUUCUUAUUGUUCUUUUUUCCUA